Apus apus (common swift) is the source of this 2430-nucleotide messenger RNA. It is a transcript of the gene EBNA1BP2, whose product is annotated as EBNA1 binding protein 2. The coding region runs from base 15 to 944 and encodes 309 amino acids. The transcript has 9 exons. Gene Ontology annotation, cellular component: nuclear periphery; nucleolus; preribosome, large subunit precursor. NCBI's taxonomy places the organism in Eukaryota, Metazoa, Chordata, Aves, Apodiformes, Apodidae. The record is from RefSeq and is a predicted model, not a curated record. Gene Ontology annotation, biological process: ribosomal large subunit biogenesis; rRNA processing.
GCGGCGGCGGCAGCAUGGCGCGGCGGGGAGCCCGCUCCGGCUCCGGCUCCGGCUCCGGCUCCGGCUCCGGCUCCGACUCGGAGGACUCUUCUCUCUCGGACUCGGAGCUCCAGGAGGCCUUCUCCAGGGGCGAGCUGAAGCCGGGGCUCAACGUGGUGCUGGAGGAGCGGCCGAAGCGACGCAACGACACGAACGGCUUGAAGCAGUGCCUGUCCGAAUUCAGAAAGCAGCUGGCUUGGAUAGAAAGGCUGGAUGUGACUUUGGGCCAGGCCGUGGACUCCGUUUCCCAGAGUGAUUCUGACAAGGAUGCUGUUGACGCUGAGAACGAUUUCCAGAGAGAAAUGACCUUCUACCGGCAGGCUCAGGCUGCUGUCCUGGAAGCCCUCCCAAAGCUGCACAAGCUGCACAUUCCUACUCGAAGGCCAGAUGAUUACUUUGCAGAGAUGGCCAAAUCAGACCAACAGAUGCAGAAGAUUCGACAGAAGCUCAAGAGUAAACAGGAAGCAAUGGAGAGGUCUGAGAAGGCGAAACAGCUCCGUGCAAUGAGAAAAUAUGGCAAGAAGGUGCAAACUGAGAUUCUGCAGAGAAGACAAAAGGAGAAAAAAAAUAUGUUGAAUGCAGUCAAGAGAUACCAGAAAGGUCUCUCUGACAAGCUGGAUUUUUUAGAUGAAGAACAGACGACAUCCCAGGGGAAUAAAAAAGGCAGUGCAAGUCAACGGAUAAAGAAGGGACCAAAUGCCAAGAGACGAUACAAGAAUCAGAAGUUUGGUUUUGGUGGAAAGAAGAAGGGCUCGAAGUGGAACACAAAGGAGAGUGUUAAUGACGUAUCCAGCUUCCGGUCGAAAGUGGCUCACAACAAAGGCCCAGGAAAAGGAGGAAAAAAAGCCCUCAAUAAGAGACCUGGGAAGAGAGCAAGGCAGAAAAUGAAGAACCGAGCACGCUGAGAGGACUGUGCUCCCCAGUGGGGUUCUUGUGUCUCUGUGUUGCAAGAUAUGUUUCUGCAUAUCUUUCUGUGGAGCAAGCUGGAUGCUUCCAAGUGGCAAGAAAAAAGUCAGUGGAAACUAGUGCCUUAUCACUAAUUUCUUCUUGCUUUCUGUUUUGUUGAAGGGUUGUUUUCUACUGAAACCUUUGGUGUGUGAAUACAUUAAAUGGUUUGCACAGAACUGUGUCUAAUUCAUGUUUAGCUGUGUUAUGAAUGGUGGCUGAAGCCUGCCCUUUGUUCCCUUUAUACUGACAGCUUUUUCCACAGCUAAUGUUGACAUGUAUGUGGUGAACUUGAGUUCUGGGUCAUGUUGCUGGUGUCAGAAUAAAAAGUCUGAAGCCUGCCAAGAAGUUAAAGUGGUUUUCAGGCUAUUCACAUAGAUGGCUUUUGGAACAAGAAUGAGACAAAUGCAACAAUCUUACAAGUAGGUUUAUUUCUGUAACUAUUGUCAGGCUGCAAAUCCCUUUUCUUGCUGUCUUCUCUUGCCAGAAAUCUGCCAGACUCACCUAACAACAAGCAGGGCCUAACACAUUAGAUGCCAUUAGCUACUUCUGUCUAAGUUGUGUGGCUUGACCACUCCACUACUGCAGGUGGUUGGAGGUUGUUGGGCUGCUCCUCCCCGUGCCCCACAGCAACCGUUUAUUUAGUGACCUCGGUUUUCCGGCGUGGGAAGUAGAGUCUGCAAUCGGUACGGUCUGUCUGAAUCUGGGAAGGAAAAAUGGUCAAUGGUCAUAUGCUUCUGCUAGAAUCAGUAGUAGUAGUCCCUCCUGAGAGGAGUGAUGCACAGUGUUCUUGCUGCUGAGAAAUGCCCAAAUGACAAAUGAGGAGGGUACCACUUUUUUGAGAAUAUACUGUUCACUGGUGAAAAAGGAAAACAGCGUGUGAAGCAGCAUGGGGAGUCCUGACUCUACACAUGUUACUCGCUUCCCUUCACACAAAUGUUGUUGCCUCUUUGUACCAGCCUAAUCCUACCAGCAGUAUCUAACAGCAUAAGGCCCUGCUGGGCGCUAGCCUUGUUAUGAGUAACUGAAAUGUAAUGUGAAAAGUUGCAGAAGACUGACUUGUUUUCUUACUUAAGUUUUCUUUGUAACAGGCCAAAAUUAAUCAAGCCCUCAUUUGCCUCUUUCAGAACACUCAAAUCUUCUAAGUCAGUCAUUGUCACAGCUGUUCAUUUGUCAGACAUGAUUGAUGUCUUGCCUUGUUAAUGAGAUUUCUUUUCCUCCUGUUUAAUCACGCUUCCCCAGAUGAAUCCUCACUGGUGUAUUCGGCCUCGGGUUUACUUAGCUGAUGAUUGAUUUUAUCAUUCUGCUUGCAGUUUGUUUGAAAGAUACUGUGCAGCAGCACAUUUCUUUUCACAGUACUUAUGUAUGUCACUUCAGAUUGCUCACGAUGCCAUUUCUCAUGGCCUUAAUAAACAGGCAUGACUACAUAUGUGGCAUUUGGCAAUA